AAGUGCAUUGUGCAUCUCUGCGAUCCGGCUGCGAAAAUUUAAAACUUUCGUAAACAAACGUUAUGUCGACAGCAUUCGAUCGACCAACUGUCAAACCGGGUUUGUUUAUGUUUAUGUCGACAUAGGAGGCAGUUUCACUCCAUCAGCGUGAAGCAUUCGGGAUCCUCUCCACGAUGGCCACCUUUCGAUUGGAACGAUUUCCACACGUGUGCCCCGUAUGUUUGCAGCACCGGCCGGACAAUUUGUUAAUUUCCUUCAAUACACUUGACCCUAGCUGUGGUGUCCAGCUGUUGGAGGUUGUCGAGGAGCUCAUGUUCCCCGUCUUGCCGGAACUGGAGCAUUGUACUCCGCGUGGCGUUUGUGAGCCGUGCUAUACAGAGCUGAACGCAUUCCUUGCAUACCGCAAACGUUUGAAGCUUGUGGGAAAGUUUGUAUUCAGCCUGGCACAGUUGCGCAACGGUCAGAAGAAUCAUCUGGAGGAACUGUUUCGCGAUCAUCAGACGGAACUGUUGAUGGUACUGCGUGAACUGAACAUUACCGACAGGGAAGAAACCGUCGUUGAUGGUUUGCUGGAUGAGUUCAACCGACGUUCGAACGGUGAAAGGGUGGAACAAGCGCCGAUACAGCAAUUACAGCAAGAGCGUCCUGAAGCGGAACACGAGAUAGGUCUCGAUCGUAGUAAUGCAAACCCACAGAGAGUGUUUAUUGCCGUGGAGGAACCGGAUUCCAAUGCAAACGAGGAAGCAGAACCGGACGAAAAACUUGAUGUAACUUCUAACGAUAAAACCGCGCGCAGCUGUCGCAGAAUAUCCCUAAACGCGGAACGCAGCAGCCACAUCUGCAAGCGUUGCAACCGUGCGUUCGGCACCAGGCGCGAUCUGAUGCAGCACAAGCGGUCCACCCAUCGGGACCACAUGUGCGACACCUGCGGGCUUGCAUUCGACACCAAGUUUGUGCUGGAAAAUCAUCGCAAACGGCACGAAACGGUGCGGCAGUACAGGUGUGAAUAUUGCCCGUUGGAGUACUACACGAAGGCGGAAAAGCUGCUGCACGUGCGACGGUUGCACCUGAACGCGUUCGAGGUGAGCUGCCCGGAGUGUGCGCUAGUGUUCCGGACGAAACAGACGCUGGCACAGCACAUGAAGACACACACGAACCAGCGGACGCAUACGUGCAACACGUGCGGCUUUAGCUUUAAAUCCCACACGCAUCUGAACCGCCACACGAAGGAGCUGCACCAGGGCGUGCAGUAUCGGUGCGAGCACUGCGACAUGUCGUACCGGCGCAAGGACAAGCUGCGGAUGCACGUGGAGAAGAUGCAUAAUAUUCAAACGUACUUCGUCUGCGAUAUCUGCCUGCAGUCGUACGACACGGACGAAAAGCUGCAGGAGCACAAAGCACACCACCAAACCCCGAAAGAGCUCCAGUGUGGCGUGUGUUUGGGGGCGUACGUGACACAGCACGAGUAUCAAACCCAUCUGUGCAUUACGUAUCGGGAAAACUACGUUUGCUGCAAUCGCGACUUCAAGUACCAUUAUUUCUACAACAAGCACGCCUUCCUGGUCCACGGUGUGCAGACGAACGUGCGCGUCAAACCCGUCGAUGGUCUGCUGCUGGGCCAGUAUCGUGCGAAACGGAAACAAGCGGAACGGUGUCCCAAGUGUGAGCGAGAGUUCGGUACACGUCAGCAGAAGAAGCUCCACAUGGAAACCUGUGGUCUGGUGCAACACGACGGCGCCACACCAGGUUGUGGUGGACGAAAGGCCUGAAGCCGGAGUCAUCCCGGUGAUCAAGCUCGAUACACGAUGCUGAGCCUAGCACGACGAAUACGAUUCGCUACGACGGCUUCUUCUAAACGGCAUACGGCGGAACAGUCCGGAUGGAGUUCGAUGAAUCACUCCGGGUGGGAAAACGCGAACUGUCAUCGAUCGUUAGCAUUAGGAUGUAACGCAUACCAUCCACAACCUCUCUCUUGUUACUGUAAA
Molecule: messenger RNA, 1985 nt
Organism: Anopheles stephensi (Asian malaria mosquito)
Lineage: Eukaryota; Metazoa; Arthropoda; Insecta; Diptera; Culicidae
Product: zinc finger protein 558-like
Exons: 6
Coding region: 174-1769 (531 amino acids)
Biological process (GO): regulation of transcription by RNA polymerase II
Molecular function (GO): RNA polymerase II cis-regulatory region sequence-specific DNA binding; DNA-binding transcription factor activity
Source: RefSeq, a predicted model, not a curated record